CAACGAAGAACGUUCUUCCGAGCAAGCGAAGAAUUCGCCAAGUGUGUAAUUAAAAGCGUGCAAAGCGGAAGAAAGGCGUUGCGAAGAACGUUCUUCCGAGCGAGCGAGAAGAGUUCGCAAAAGAGUGCAGUUAAAAGUGCGAAGAACGUUCUUUCGAGCGAAUUCGCUAAAAGUGCAAUUCAAGAAAAGGGUGGAAAGUGAAAGAAAGUGGCGUGCGAGAUAGAGAUAAGAAACCUUCUAAUAAUAGACCCCACUUAUGGGAUGGUCUAAAAAUAAACAACCACAAACACCAGCAAACAAUUAGAGAGAAAGAGCGAGUUAAACAGCUGUUGAUUCUACGCUCCCCCACAGAAAGAGAUAGAGAUAAGGACGAACUGAGCGCGGUCAAGUGUGCGUACGAGAGCCCAGUGAGCGAGAGCGAGAGAGGGUGAUCGCGGGAGAUAGGAAUAUACGAGAUACUCCCAAGAAAACGAAACGCCAGCUUUAGGUUCCAGCAUCCAAGCGUCCAGCUUCCAAAAGCGUUUCCAAUUCCAAGCCAGUCGCACAUCAGCGGAAUACCGCUACAAUUCGCAGUCCCAGCCGUGUCUUGUCUCUCACUCACUCGCACGCUCGCUCCUUCUCCUGCGGUCUGACACAUCUACCCGCACUCCUCUGCUCCUGCCACAAUACGUCACGCGAUGCAACAUCAACUUGCGGGCGCAGCAGCAGCAGAAAACGCAGCAGCAGCAGCCGCAACAGCCGCAACAGCCGCAACAGCAGUCGAAAACGCAGCAGCCGCAGCAGAAGUUAACCACUUGUUCGAUUGCCCGCACUCCGAUUGCCAAUCGAUAGCAAAAGGACUCUAAUCGGUCUUCAAUCGCCCAGCUCACGGAUAUUAAUCGAUUCGUUUUUUUUUUUUGCACGUACGAAAAGCUCACAAUCCUAAAACUGGACCCACCAAACAAAAAAGGAUAAUUACCCCUUAAUUUUAGUCGUUUUGUUUUGUUUUUUCGUCAAUUUAUUGUGAUUUUGAAACUGUGUGAUCGCAAAAAAAAAUCUGCAAAUUAGCUAAAAGAAAGUUCCUUAAGCAAGUGAUAAUCCGAUAGAAACUCCGAGGACAGCAGAAGCAAAGGGAGCACCCCGAUAUACAUAAACACCCGCAAUAUAAACGCUAUAUAACCAACGUAUAUUCAACAACACAUAUAUGACAAUAACCUCGAGCUUUGUGACCCAAAGACUACAAAGGAAACUCAUAAAUAUCGUCAAAACCCUGAAAGAACAGCAUGCAAAUAUGAUUCCCGAAGUGCCGACGUCCCGACUCCUGCUACUCCUGGCCACCUUAGUCGCCGUGAUGGCGCUGAUCAGCAGUUGGGUGCCCCAGGUGGCGGGCAGUCCGAUCGCCCCCGCGGAUUGGGGCAGGGAGCAGAGGCGAAAGAUGUGCUCCACCGAGCUCAGUGAUCUGAUACAGGAGAUAUGCGCCUCCCAGGGAACGGCGGCCCACGGCGACGGGAAGCGCAGGAAGCGGGAUGUGCAGAACGUCGCCGACCAGUGUUGCAAGCAGGGCGGAUGCACCUUUUGGGAGCUCAUGCAGUUCUGCAAGGGAUAAUGGCAUCCCACAUAGGCGUUAACUAAUCCACUGCACUCCACCCUAAGCCAUCCCACUCCCCUCAUCCGUAAUCCCUAAGAUAAGAAGAGCGAACAGCAGUCUCCCCUAGAGUACACUAAGUAUAUAUUACUAAUUUAAACCAUACACUAACUCAAUUCUGUACAAUAAACGAAAUUCAAAUGA
Drosophila biarmipes is the source of this 1768-nucleotide messenger RNA. RefSeq names its product probable insulin-like peptide 6 (gene Ilp6). The record is from RefSeq and is a predicted model, not a curated record. The coding region runs from base 1184 to 1585 and encodes 133 amino acids. The transcript is spliced from 2 exons. NCBI's taxonomy places the organism in Eukaryota, Metazoa, Arthropoda, Insecta, Diptera, Drosophilidae.